AUGAGCAAUGUAAGAAGUAUACUUGAAGAAUGUCAGACCAAACAAGACCCCAAUUAUUUAUUGAGAGCUUAUACCUGUGAUUCGGACUUUUACAAAGAACUUAAUAAAACGUUGGCUAGAGAAGAUGGAGUAGUUGAGAAAGAAGACGUGCUCAAACGCUGGGAUUUCGUGUAUACUGCGGCAAUUUUAAACCGACCGGAUUUGAAAACAUUUCAAUACAAAGGUAUCGCUUAUCGUGGUAUGUGGAUCACUGAGGAAGACUUAGCAUCAUACAAAGUUGGUGCAAAAAUGUAUAAUAAAAGCUUCUUGUCAACAUCGAAAAUUAUCGAAGUCGCCGAAGAUUUCCUAUACAAGCAUAUGGAUUUAAGUAAGGCACCUGUCAUAUGCGAGUAUCAUAUCAGCACACCAAAGAUUUCGUUAGACAUUUCGAAAUACUCUGUAUUUGAAAACGAGCAGGAAGUUUUGAUUCUGCCGUAUACACCUUUGAGAAUCAAAAAACGACGUAAAGAUGGCGACAGGACACGAAUUACGAUCGAAACUCUUUGA
Messenger RNA from Adineta ricciae, 546 nucleotides. NCBI's taxonomy places the organism in Eukaryota, Metazoa, Rotifera, Eurotatoria, Adinetida, Adinetidae. The record is from the annotation of a GenBank genome assembly.